This is a messenger RNA of Anopheles darlingi, 1214 nucleotides long. It is a transcript of the gene TrpRS-m, whose product is annotated as tryptophan--tRNA ligase, mitochondrial. The record is from RefSeq and is a predicted model, not a curated record. Gene Ontology annotation, molecular function: tryptophan-tRNA ligase activity; ATP binding. Gene Ontology annotation, cellular component: mitochondrial matrix; mitochondrion. The transcript is spliced from 3 exons. Bases 35 to 1165 code for a protein of 376 amino acids. Lineage: Eukaryota; Metazoa; Arthropoda; Insecta; Diptera; Culicidae. Gene Ontology annotation, biological process: mitochondrial tryptophanyl-tRNA aminoacylation.
UCACGCACGGCCUGUACACAAACCGCGCGUAAAAAUGUCGAUUUUGAGGCGGAUUUUUCCAACUCUUUCUCGCACCCGUUUUUGUGAUAGAACGAUUAUCAAACGAUCCGCAUCUUCAGAGUCCAAGCCAGCACCAUGGCCAAGAAAAGUGUUUUCGGGUGUGCAACCGACCGGUGCCCUGCAUAUUGGCAACUACUUGGGUGCCGUGAAACGAUGGGUGGAGUUGCAGGAGGCGGGUGAGGACGUAACGUACUGUAUCGUCGAUUUGCAUUCCAUGACCAUACCACCGGAACCGGAGACGCUGCGCUACAACACGUUGCAAAUGACGGCCACCCUGCUGGCCUGUGGGAUCGACCCGGAAAAGGCUACGCUGUUUCUGCAAUCGGCCGUACCUCAGCAUGCCGAACUGUCCUGGAUACUCGGUUGCCUCACGACGAUGGCCCGCCUAACGCAUCUUCCGCAGUACAAAGAGAAAUCGGCAAACAUGAAAGAGAUCCCACUAGGACUGUACCUGUAUCCGGUGCUGCAAGCGGCCGAUAUUAUGCUCUACAAGGCGACGCACAUACCCGUGGGCGAGGAUCAGAUACAACAGCUACAGCUGGCCCAAUCGCUUGCCCGUGCCUUCAACAAUAAGUACGGUCGUACGUUUCCCUUCUGUGAGGCACUCGUUAACGAUGGUAGUCGGUUAAAAUCGUUGCGUGAUCCGUCCAAAAAGAUGUCCAAAUCGGACCCCGAUCCCAAGAGUUGUAUCAUGCUGAUCGAUCCACCGGAGCUGGUGCUUGAAAAGGUGAAAAAAUCAGUUACAGAUUUCCGGUCGGAGGUAACGUUCGAACCGGAGCAGCGACCUGGUGUGUCGAAUCUCGUUACGAUUCACUCGCUGGUUAGCGGAAAGACGGUAGAGGAGAUAUGCCAGGAGGUAACGGGGAAGAAUACGGGCCAGUACAAGCUGAUAGUGGCGGACGCACUGAUCGAACACCUGCGACCGAUACGGGAACGUAUAGCACAGUACACGGGCGAUGUCGCAUAUCUGACCGGUGUGAUUGAGGAUGGUAGCGAGCGCGCUAGGGCUAUAGCUGAGGAUACGAUCGCCGAGGUGAAGGAAAAGAUUGGUGUUGAUUGUUUUACUGCUACAAGGAGAACCGGGGUGAGGCAUCAGAAUAAAUAAAGUUCAACCGCGUUAUUAGUCAGCCGUGUACCAAAUAGCACACACGUUU